Caenorhabditis elegans is the source of this 13147-nucleotide messenger RNA. RefSeq names its product HECT-type E3 ubiquitin transferase (gene eel-1). The record is from RefSeq and is marked reviewed. Gene Ontology annotation, biological process: protein ubiquitination. NCBI's taxonomy places the organism in Eukaryota, Metazoa, Nematoda, Chromadorea, Rhabditida, Rhabditidae. Gene Ontology annotation, cellular component: nucleus. Gene Ontology annotation, molecular function: ubiquitin-protein transferase activity; ubiquitin protein ligase activity. The coding region runs from base 134 to 12667 and encodes 4177 amino acids. The transcript has 15 exons.
UCAGAUUGUCGCCGCGUUUCAGCAAAAACCGACGAUCAACCAAACCCAAAAACACAUAACUAUCAGGAAUCGAUAAUAUUUGUAAAUAUAGACGUCCGAGAAGGACAAGCGGGUUUUUUGAAUCGUUUCGAAAAUGAAGAUUGACGAUGCUGAGCCGAGUUCAAGCUCUUCCGGGUCCGAUAUGCCUCCAGCCAGCGCCACACUUCUUCGCAACAUUGUGGCCACCAAAAACGACGAGGAUUUCAUUGCGGCUAUCAAUAAAGGACGGGAAGUUCAUGCUGUUAUGGGGAAAACUGAGUUGUAUAAAUGGACAGAAGUACUCAAUAGAUGUGAUGAGAUAUUGGAAAAGGCGGUUCACAAGAACGAGUUUGGAAACUUGCAAUGCGAUCACGACACCGUUCUCAAGAACCAUGCCGUCGCCAUCGUCCGAUUCACAGUGCUCCUGUUCGAAUGCACCUCUUCAAGACGCAUUUACAAAAGUGUCGACAGGAUCCUGGCACUUCUCGAAAGUACAGAUAUGGAUCUGCUCGCCGAAGUUCUCCGUCUGCUCCAAGUGAUGGGAAAACGAUCGAAAUUCCUGAGCACACGAAUUCCACAAAAAGAGCAACACGCGCUGGCUCAACGCCUGACAGCUAUUGCUCAGUGCUGGGGUGGAAAGCUGAGGACAGUGAAGAUGGCAGAAUGUCUGAAAAGAGAGCCGAAGCUACCGAUGCUCUUCCCGUUCACAUACACCGACGCGAAGCAACGGACGAUUAUUGUUGAACAGCCAAAGAAAGAUGAAUCAGUCGGCGAGCUGAUCACACGGACAGUCGCCCAGAUUAGUCCACCAGUCAGUUCGGAUUCAGUUCCAUCUCAACAAUUUUCGAAGGAAGACUUGUAUUGUCUGCUAUCACGUGUCAGGAUGCUCGUAACCUUCGAGGAUUGGCAUCAUCGUUUCAAGUGUCUCAUCGUUCGGCUUCUCUCUGUGAGCACACUUGUCUACUGCAGACUUGGAGGAACCGACGAGACGACGCUUAGCUCCCUUUUGUACAGUGGAUUUAUCGAGGAAAUCGUGGAAAUGCUCAAGUCAGACCGUGAAGCCGACACCCAACAAGAUCAUAAUCUUCACGAUGCCAUCCAAACUGAAGCGCUCUCGACGUUGUGCUCAAUUGUUACAUAUGAGAAAGAGCCAAAAAUAACGCAGAUUCUCGAGGCACUCUCCGCCGGAAGCUAUCAUGGAUUUUUGUCGGUGAUGACGCGUCAAAUUGUCGAUGAGCUCAAGAGCAACAACCUCGGAAAGACUGGAAAACCAUCGGUAUCACUGGCAACUGCGUUGUUCUCAUUCAUCUACCACUUGGCGAGUAUUGAGCCUGGAGGCGACACUCUUGUUGGCUCCGGCCUAACUCAGACGCUGCUCAGUGUUAUUGGUUUCCACGAGCUUCCGAUCGAAUGCAUAACGUUUGGAACUCGGUGUGCUCGGAUUAUCGACUUGUUCACGACGAUCGACGUGACAUCGUUCAAGGCGAACAAUGGAAUGGAAAUUUGUGUGAAUCGAGUUGUGCACGAGAUCAACGAAUGUCGAAAGGAGCAGCCGUUCAUGAUCGAUAUUUCCUAUGAUAUGCCAUUCGAGGAGGAGCCUGAGCCCAGAGAUGACCAGGAGGCUCACGAAGAGCCAGAAGAUGAGAGCGAUGAGCGAAAUCCAGUAGAUCAGGAGGCUCCUGUUCCGAUUGAGGUUGAUGCUCCACUGCCACCAGCUUCCCCAAUUGCUGCUCCAGCUCCGGUUCCAGUGGCUUCUGCUUCAACGUCUUCAGAUUCGAAGAUCAAAGGUGGUCCAUGGGAAGAAGUUCAGAUGAAUGGAGCGACUUGCCAUCAGCAGAGAAGCGGGCUCAUCAAAGGACUGCUCACAUUUAUCAAGAGAGCCAUCGGCGAUGUACAAUUCCAGGAUAUUAUGAAGCAUUUGAUGGAGGGAGAUCUACCUGAAGCUUUGAUGCACAUUUUGUCCAACGCCGAAUACUAUUCGCCAUCGCUUUUCCAUCAAUCGGCACAUUUGAUAACGAACUUUGUCUAUCAGUUUCCAGAGGAAUUGUCUUCGAUUCAACGUCGUCAUGUUCCAUAUGUGAUUUUCCAAAGUUUGCUGCGCAAAGAGCUCCCGAAUAGCAAAGAUGUCAUCACAACUCUCGGAAAUGUGUUCACUGCGAUGUGUCUCAACGAACGCGGUCUUCGUCAGUUCAAAAGCUACGAUCCGUUCAAUCAAAUCUUCCGUAUCGUGCUCAGCGUCAAAUUCUUGGUCACCCUUCGCAAGAAGCGAUCAGCAGAAGUAUUCGAGUCGGCGCAAGCCAUCGGAGGAGCUCUUGAUGAUUUGAUGAGACACUAUCCGGAUCUGAAACACGAUAUGCUGAAGUCUAUCAUCGUUAUCCUGGAUCUUCUCGACGAAAUCGGUCGUAAUCCACCUGCUGGAGUCGAGCUAGUGCCAACGCUCACAAAAACGAUGGCCCGAAGUGUAGUUUUUUCGCCAAACAAUAGCUCGCUGCUCCCGAGAGAGGCUCGUGAAGCCAGAGAACUGCGCAUCCAGCAACUACAACGAGAGAUUCCCGAGCAAGCCGAUGAACGUGUCGGUGGUGACGUCGAAGAAGAGCCGAUGGAAGUUGAGGAUGCCGAGGAUUCGGAUGUUGAUGAGGAGGAUAACGAGAUGUCGAUGGAUGAGAUGUCAGGAGAAGCACCAGCUCCACCAGCGGCGCCAAGUCCAAAGCCAACGAAGCCGUUUGAAUAUGGAGCUGGAAUGAUGUGUGAGGAUGCGAAUGGAAAGAAGAUUCUUCCAAUCGGAGAUUACAUGCUUCUCAUUGCUCGUGUUGUGGAGACGAUGAUGACACAAAGUCCGUCGCAAAAGAUCACCGAAGAGUUCAUCGACGAGUGUGUCAUGCAGAAAAUCAUGAAGUUGUGUCAUCUUCCGUGUAUCACCAAUGAGGCAACUCAUGCGACAUAUAUUGGAUCCAUUGCCAACAUUAUCAAGCACAUUGUGAAAGCCGGAUAUCAAAGCCAGCGCAAUGGGCCUGAUGUUGGACCGAAACUGAUGUCAGCGAUCGUUGGAGAGUUCAUAAAAACUAUAAAUCCACUCUUUGAAGUCAACAAUGGCGAUUUUUCGGCAAUGAAUCAAGCCGAAUCAAGGAAGGCGACGCUUCUGAUGCAUCUCGACGAGAAGCUUGUUGAGAAGACAUUGGUCGAGCUGAACAGUAUCAUUCCAACGCUCCUAAAUCUCAACAAAAGCCCGAUGAGCAGCACCUACAAUCCACAGGAUCACAGAACUCGCAUUUACGAGACGUGGAAGAUGCCAGAAGGAAUGAAGCUUUAUGGAAUGCUCCGCAAACUUUCGAGAAUGCUGUGCUGGGAGUAUGAGCUGGUGCAGACGUUGAAGCCGACAAUUCGGACUGCUGCCACGCAGACGGAGGGUGAAAUGCUCAGCGAUCAGCCAGCCGAUACACAUUUGGAUGUUGAGGUGAUGCCACCAUGGGAUGAGGAUUCGGUUGAUGAGCAGCAGAAAAGAGAUGAGGCGAAGGAGCCGAGAUGGAAGGCAGCAGGUGUUUCGCAAGAAGAACACGAUUUCUGGAUCAAGAAUAAGCCACUACAGGAUAUUGUGUCGAAGUCACAUGCGAUGGUCAAGGAUCUUCUCAAUUCAAUGGGGAAAACGAUCAACGUCAACAAUCCGAGACGCCCUCGAAUCAGAGAUACUCCACCACUGCCGCUGGCGGCAUCACACUGCAUAUCGAUGAUCUUCUCGUCUAUUUACAAGGAUUUGAAAUGGGAGCCACCCGUUCAGAAUGCUGCGACAUCUCCAAUGGCCUACGGAAGAUACAUCGAGCUUCUCACUCAACUGAAUCAUUCGUUGUUCGAGAACGGAAGAUGCAGCAAUCCAGCUCUGCCACAAAAUUUCUACACUUCUGGAUGUCACAAGGCGUUUUUCGAGUUAUUUUCGGAUAAGAUCAUUCCUUUCCUCGGAGAUAAUAUGCCUGAAGGAGUCGAACAGACGAUGGAGGAGUGGUGUCGGUUGGCUGUGAAGCUUACGGAUCGUAACACAAUUGUGAGCAGUGAUAAUUGGCAGAGAAGAGAUCGUCAAUCGGCUGAUUUCGAUACGAACAAGUACUUGAAGCUGGUGUGCCGCGACAUGUUCAACGCUUACAAGCAAUUCUUCGAGAAAAUGGCUCAGAUGCCGGAUUGGGAGCUGAAAUCGCUGAAAAAAGUGUGUGAGAAUGCGUUUUCCGUGUUCAAGGAGGUCGCGAAAAAUCUUGUGGAAGAAACGGAAGCCACCACUGCCGCCACGGAGGCUGUGAACGCUGCAGCUGCUCCUGCUCCUGCCGAUGCUCCAGCUGCAGAAUGGGGUCCUGGAGCUCUACGAAUUCCACCGGUUGCCGUUGAACCUGCACCGGCUCCAGUUGCCGUUAAUCCUGCUGCUGCCGCCGAUCCACACGAGGAUACGAUUGUGAUGCUGAUGGAUUUGGGAUUCAGUCGUGAUAUAGUCCUCUAUGCGCUCGAAAGUACACGAAAUGCUGAUGAAGCUGCCAAUUAUCUGCUGGCCCAUGGAAAUGAGAUACCAUUGCAAGACGCUGCUAAUCCAUUCCGUGAUGAUCUGUUGAAUCAAGUCUUGAGAGAAGCAGGAGCCGAAAUGAUUGCCGGAGCCAAUACACCGAAUGCCGACGAAAUUGAGCUUCAACUCAAUGCACAGUUUGCUGAGCACCAAGGCUACGAGCUUGUCCGCAUCGCACAACGAGUCCUUCGAGACGCAGGAGCCGAGCAAAUUGGAUUGCAGAUUAUGGAAGCGUACCCAGACGAAAGUGUGGAUGUAGCUGCCGAGCAGCUCAUCAACGAUGUCAUGGACCGAGUCAGAAAUCCGCGAUCCUCGUACGAAGAGAACAUUGCACAGCCACUGAUUCCACCGCUGAGCCAGCUGAAAAUCGAACAAGACGUUUCGCUGAACAGCGCUUGCAAACAGCUCUUCCCACUUGUGAAACGGCUUCUUCUCGUCUCCAACGACACUAUUCAUCCGUGCGCCGAGCUCAUCGUCUCAAUUUUCCCAGCGAUGACCGAGGAAUGGAGGAAAGAGCAUUUGAUCGCCGAGAUUUGUGGAGAAGACUUGAAAAAUAUGGCUAAAAGUUUGGUGGAACAAGAAGUUGACGAAAAUGGACGUCCGAAGCAGCAUGAUGUGGCUCGAACAAUGACGAAUCGCCUACAUUUCGCUGUUCUCAUAUUCGAUAAGAUCUCUGAAGAAUAUGUUCAAUGGAUUGAUGCGAAUGGAAUGACUGAAGUUAUGCUGACAUCACUGGAAUACCUGGUUGAACGGUUCAAAUCAGUGGAUUACUAUCAGUCGUUGAUCACUCGGAUCAUUUGUUGGAACGAUUUCUACGCCAAAACUCAUCGCCUCAUCGUUCGUCGUGCCUACCUGAAAUCGCUCUCACCGUCGCUCGUCUGGUCGUACCAAUCGUAUGAGGAAGACGCGUUGAGACGUCGUGCCGAUUAUUCGUCAGGAGAAAAGAAAUGGGUUCCAUACGAUGCUGCGUCGCAGAAAACUCUCAACGACGCGUUCUUUGCCGGAGUUCGAGGUGUCAAGUGUACUUUGAAGAGAGGAGUCCGACCAAAUAAGAAAGUGGACGUGGAUUUUGCGUCAAUGAAGCAAGGAGACGGUACUUCUCGUGAAAACAUCAAGGCUGAACUUCCACCGACCGUCGAAGUCUCCAUACCAGAUCUUAUGGAUGCUGAAGCCAAACUAUCGUGGAGUGAAGACCAAAACGACCGUUUCUUGGAUCUUUCGACGCAAAUUCUUCGAACCGGAGCUCUCGAUCCGAAGUGUUCUCAUUCGAUGCUCAGCUUUAUCGCAAGAUUGACAAGAUCUCAUCGAAAUGCAGUGAGGUUCAUGGAGAAAGACGGUGUCGAAGCCAUUUUGCGUCUUCGAGCUCGUUGUGCAAUCACUUAUCCAUUCCUUGUGUCCAUUAUCAUCAGAAAUUGUAUUGAUGAUGAUGCCCUUCUUGGUCACAUUUACGAGAAGACGAUCCGUGGAUAUAUUGCUGUUCCAACUCAACCUCCGGCUUCGAUGUCAGAAUAUGCAGCUGGUAAAUCGAAGGAUUUCGCCGAUACUCUCAACUUCAUGGCUCCACUUUCAACGAGAAAUCCUCUGGUUUUCACUGAAGCGAUGAAUAAGUUGGCAAGAAUGAACGGAUCCUUGAUUUUACCAAUGAUCAAGGAGAAGAAGCCAACAUUGUCCGUAUCCUCCACAGCUGGCGGAGCAUCUACAUCAUCGUCUUCGGCUCCACCACCACCACCACCUCUAACAUCGUCAAGUUCGCACACUGUCGUUGAGAAUAAUUCGCGAGCCGAGAAGAUUGUGAGCAUGAUGCUUUCAGAAGUUCUUAACGGAGAAUUCCCGACUGUUGGCCAGACACGAAUGCUGUCACAGGAGAAAAUACUGCAAAUACUGGCUGAAAUCGUCAAGUCAUAUCCAUCGUUGGCGAUAAUUAUUGCUGAAACUCAAGCGGAAGGUCGUAGUGCCUUGCAUUCUCUCAUUGACACCUACAUUAUCGCUCCAAUCGAGAAGAUCGAGACGACGAAUGCGUUGAAAACUCUGAUCGCUGUUAUAUCGGCUUCUCAGAACUCGUUGAAAGCUCAAGAACUGCUGGUUUUGGACGUGAAAAACGCGCUGGCCUCGUAUUCGGAGAAGGCAUCCGAGUUGAGAGUCGACUUGGCGAAGCUUCAACUGGAUAAGGAAUCCGAGGAACGAGAAGAGGCGACGACAUCGCUGAAGAAGCAAGAAACUGAAGUUCUUUCCAAGAUUUCAGAGCUGUGCUCUAUCAUCAUCAUCAUGUGUCAAAGUUGCCCAGCUCACCACCAUCACCAUCACUCGUCGACGGAUCGGAAUAAUCGUGAACGAAGUUCUCAGAAUGCCAUCAUGAAGAUGUUCCACAAGAAGAGAAUGUGCGCUGACCUUGUCAAAACGAUUCACUGCCUACAGCUUUCCACCAAAGUAUCCCUGGAUACAGUCAAUCAGAUUCUGAAGACGUUGGACACGCUGCUCGAAGGAUCAACGACGACGACGUCGGCGACGAUCACGGGCCCACGAUCCUUGAUGGAUAUUGUUGCUGGACGGCGAGAGCAGCGGAGAGAAGCGGCGGCCGGUGGAAUUAUGAACGAACGAGAGAUCGAUACGAUUUUCCAACGAGACGGGCUUGCAUUUGACGGGGAAAUGGAGAAUCUGUUGAGACGACUACAAGGCGAUCAUUGGAGAGGAAAUAGUGUACAACGAGGAGCCGGGCAAGUUGCAGAAGAGGAAGAAGGUUCGGAGACGUAUGAAGAACGGGAACGGUCGGAUAGUCCGUCCGAAUCGUCGGAGCACGCUGGAGACGAAGAGGUUAGAGAUGAUGCGGUGGAGACUGGUGAUGGCGAAGUUGAUAUGGCGGAUGCUCAGGAUGCUCCUCUAGCGGCUCCAGAUGCUCCUCCUGGCAUUAACUUGGUCGAUGAAAUUAUGCAACAAGUUCAGCGAGAUGUGGAAGAUGACGAAGAGGAUGAAGAUGGAGAUCAGAAUGAGCAUGAAGCGGAGGAAGAUGAUCAUGAUCGGGAGGAUGAAGAUGAUGAAGACGAUGAUGAUGAUGAGGAUGAGGAGGAAGAGGCAGAAGAUGAUGAUCAGGAUGAGGAUGAUGUUCGACAUGUUGAGCAGAAUCCAGAGCCAUUGGCUCGGCGACUUUUCGAAGAGGACGACGAUGAUGAGGAGGAUGACGAUGGAGAUGAGGAUGGUGAUAGUAUGGAGGAUGAUGUUCAACGAUUGGAUUUGGACGAUGAUUACUUUGAUAUGGGAGGACCGUUUGAUGCUCAGCGUAUGGAUGAUAUGAUUUUCCCGCCGUCGUUUGGACGCCCAGCUGUCACGUCGUUCGCCGAUUUGUUCAGAGACGAUUUUGAUUUUCUGCCACCAUAUCGUGCGGAACGUCGACCCCUGGCUCGUGGCUCACAUCUCGGUGGUGUAAUCAGUGAGCAUCCGCUCAUGACACGGCCACCAGCUGAAAACGAUGUUUCUCGUCGUCCGAACACGAAUAUUCGCGCGGAAAUUCUGCAAAUGCAUACACGAAGCAGUCUUCAUCGUCAGAACGCGAUCCGCCGAACGACGACAGAAGCUCGUGAGCUGGAAGCGAUUUCUCGUGGAAUUCGAAUGGGAGAGCUGCCCGCGGGACGGAUGCUUGUUCGUGGAACGACUACACAUGGAGACGGAGGAGUGCACACAUCGUUCUUCGAUCAUAUCUUUGAUAUUCGACCGUCGAAUGUUGCUUUCUCGAGAAGCGGAGCCUACAGAUCCUACAAUACCGGGGAUCGUGAUGAACGUCGUGACAUCCGUGCCAGUCAAGUUCCAACAUGCUUAGAGCGUCUAGAAUCUUAUAGUCUUUCAAUGGAGCCAGUAUCCAGUCGUUUCGUCACCGUUAUCGUCAAUUCACACCUCAACAAGAUCCACGCGGCACGUGAAGCUCAAAUCAAAAAGGAAGCCGAAAUCAAGGCAAAAGCCAAGAAGGACGCUGAAGCCGCGAAGAAGGCCGCUGAAGAUAAGAAGAAGGCUGCCGAGGCACCUGCUCCAGCUCCAUCUGCUGAGCAAAGUGAUUCUCCAGCGAGCCCAGAUGCUCCGGCUCCGGCUCCUGAAGAGAUUGGGCUUGCAACUCCGGCUGCAACGAAUACGACGAAUACCGUUUCAGAGUCGGUUGCACCGAAUGCUUCGACGCGGGGAGAUGAUACGUUGACAACUCCUGCAGCUGCUCAAGUUGAAGAUCAAGCAUCGGAGGAUCAGCACAUCGAGGAAGAACCAAUGGAGGUCGGAGAAGAUGAUGGUGCUGCAGAAGCUCCACAGUCAUCUGCUGCCACCGCAGCUUCAUCUGUUGCUGGAACUGAAGAGAUUGAGGAUGUUGAGCGACAAGCCGUUGAGGAUCAUGUACCUGAAAUUCAAGAUAAUGAUGAUACUCUUCCGUAUGAAGGCGCUGUUGAACAUGCUCCAGCUCAAGCUCCAGAAGAAAAUGUGAUGCCUGAGGAGUUCCGUGCUAUCUUAGGAGAUAUUAUUAUACCAGAUGGCGUCGAUCCAGCGUUCCUUGCCGCGCUUCCAGAGGAGAUGCGAGCUGAAGUGAUUCGGGAUUAUCAACGACAACAGAGAGCUGAACGAGCUUCAAGACCAGUUCCAGCUGCUCAACCAGUUGCUGUGAAUCCAAAUGCUCCAGCAGGAGGAGAAGCUGCACAAGGAGAAGGUCAAGCCGAACAACCGGCAGCUGCAGUAGUUCCACUCGUUGAGCCGAUAGAUCCAGUGUUUUUGAAUGCUCUACCACCAGAGUUGCAAGAAGAAGUGCUCGCCGAGCAUGAGAGGCGUCUACGUGAAGCCGAGGAGCAGCAGAGAAGACAAAAUGCGCCACCAGCGCCGGUUGUGGAGAUGGAUGGUGCGGCUGUGAUAGCGUCGUUGCCAGCCAACGAACGAGCACAGGUUCUCGCGGAAAUGGACGAUGCAGAGCUUGCCGGAUUGCCGGCUGAUAUGCAGAACGAGGCUCGCCGAGCAAGAGCACAACACGUCGAGCCGAAUAUGCUUCGUUAUCAUCGUUUGUUGUUCCGUGGUGGAGUCGGUGGUGCGCCUGGUGCAAUCGGAACAGUCAGAGCAAGAACUAAUGCGAGAGCCGCCGCCAACGCCGGGCCAUCAGUCGGACAAAAUGCUGGAAAUGCGAUUCAAGCUCCACCAGAUCAACCGCAUUUGCUGGAUCGCGAGUCAAUUCUCACGCUGUGCCUUCUCUAUUUGGUCGACAAUAAUCGUGUUCCGCAUACACGUCUACAGAAAGUUCUUCGAAGUGCUUGUGUUAAUCAAACGACGUGCGAUUUCAUUGUUUGGUGUCUUCUAGCGUUGUUGGACAAGGCCAGUGAAGCGAAUACUGAUGAUGAGGAGAUUCUCUCAAACGUUCCUGCCUGGCUGGACUCGAUCGCUGUAUCCGGAGUUGGUCACAACGAAAGAGCCAUCCGAAUCUCCGAAAAUGCCCAGAAAAUCUCGAUUCAUUCGAUGCUCGCAAUUCCAAUGUGCAAGAACAUUCUGGAUCUUCUCGCGAAUAUUGCUCGUGCUUAUCCUGGAAACUUCCUUCCAUUGAUUCUUCGUCAUGGAGCCAAGCCGACGGAUACUCCGAAACAAGCUCCCUCGUUUGCUCAAUUCUGGACAAUGGUGCAGAAUACGACAAAAGUGCCGAAGAGCAAGGAUUGGACAGCGACGCCCGAGCAGCAACUUGAAGAAUGCCCACUCGGUCAGAUGCUCAAUUCACUUCGCAAGCCGAUCAUGGCGAAAUCACCGUUGAAGGAGAAAGUGCUCAAAGUGGCUAGCCAAAUUAUGGUAACACUUCCUAUGGAUACAUUGAAAUUGUUAGGAAACGAUGAAUCGAGAAAGCCGCUGGCUGAAAAGUUGGAAUUCGUGAUUCAAGUCAUGACGACCGGCUCAUGCAGUACAGAAGGACUCGCUGAUGGUCUAACGAUCCUCUCAGAAGCGAUGAGAUCUUUGUCCGAUUCUACCUCCGUCGACAUCUACGAACACCUCUUCCUUGCGGUUUCCAAGCUGGGUGGUGAGCUUCUUCCUCAAGUCGAUCGUUUGAUUGUCGAGUUGGAUGAGGCACAGAAGAAGGAAGAAGUGUCGUCUGUGGCGCCGUCCGAUCAACCGACAUCAUCGAAAACAGCUCAACUUGUGGUGGAUACCAGUGCAGCUGGACGCGUUGCAACUGGACGAUUUGAUGGAGAACGACUGGUUAUCGAUGGAGAUCAGAACAUGCGUCUGCAGAUGAGCUCGUGCAAAGAACUACAGCUUCCUGCGGUCACUGUGCUCACGGAUAAGGGAGGAGCGCAGUAUGCUCUUCUGAGUGCUCUGCAGACUCUUGUCAAGGUUCGGAAUCAUAUGAAGGCAAUUCGGAAGGAUAAGGCAAAACGGGCGAAGGAUGCGGAGAAGAAGUUGAAGGAGAAGGAAACGCCAUCGACAUCGGCUCCAGCUGCUCCAGCAGCUCCUGCUACUGCUCCAACUGCUCCAGCAGCUCCAGACGCCCCGGUUGAGAACAAUGAAGUACCCGAACCAGCAGCCGAGCUUGAAGAGGUUAACGAUGAAGAACCACGAAUCUCGGAACGACUAUCCUCUCUUGAAAGCCUCUGGAACUCACUUUCAGAGUGUCUUCUUCGAUUGGGUAAAGCCUCCGAUCCUCAUGCAGUUUUGGCUCUCCAACCAGCAGCAGAAGCCUUCUUCCUGGUACACGCUUCUCAACAGAAUAAGCUCAAGGCCAAGGAUGCCGAAGCUAAACGGAAGGAGAGUCAAGCGGCGUCAUCGUCUGCUGCUGCUGCUGUCGCUUCAUCGGUUUCUCAUGAUGGUCUUCGUGAAGAUUUGGAUCCGGAUACUGCCAAGCUCAUCGAGUUCGCGGAGAAGCAUCGUCAAGUUCUCAAUCAAGCUCUUCGACAGAACAACGCGGUUCUUUCGGCUGGUGGACCAUUCGCCAUUUUGACACAAUUCCCAAAGUUGUUGGAUUUCGAUGUGAAGAGAAAGUAUUUCCGCAAGGAACUCACCAAGUUGGAGCCAUCAAUGCCUCGCUACCGUCGCAACGAUGUCUCAGUUCAAGUGUCCCGAAAUCGUGUGUUCUCUGAUUCAUUCCGCGAGCUUUUCCGUCUCCGACCAUCUGAAUGGAAGAAUCGAUUCUACAUCAUUUUCCAAGGAGAAGAGGGCCAGGAUGCGGGUGGUCUGCUCCGAGAGUGGUUCUCAGUGAUCACAAGAGAGAUCUUCAAUCCAAAUUACGCUCUAUUCAUCACUGCACCAGGAGAUAUGGUCACCUAUAUGAUCAAUAAGGCUUCCUACAUCAAUCCGGAGCAUCUUGAUUAUUUCAAAUUCGUCGGUCGUCUCAUCGCGAAAUCGGUGUUCGAGCACAAAUAUCUCGAUUGCUAUUUCACUCGAGCCUUCUACAAGCAUAUUCUCAACCUACCAGUCCGUUAUCAAGACCUGGAAAGUGAGGAUCCGGCGUUCUUCAAAUCGCUGGACUUUUUGCUUCAAAAUCCGAUUGACGACCUGGCUCUUGAUCUGACAUUCUCCACAGAAGUCGAAGAGUUUGGAGUUCGAUCGGUUCGAGACCUGAAACCGAACGGCAGGAAGAUUGAGGUGAACGAUGCGAACAAGGACGAGUAUGUGAAGCUCGUGUGCCAGAUGAAGAUGACCGGAUCGAUUCGGAAGCAGCUCGACGCGUUCCUCACCGGAUUCUAUGAGAUCAUUCCGAAAGAUCUGAUAUCGAUGUUUAAUGAGCAAGAGCUUGAACUGCUGAUAUCUGGACUUCCGACUGUUGAUAUUGAUGAUAUGGCGGCGAAUACGGAUUACAAGGGAUUCCAGAAGACGUCGACGCAUAUUCAAUGGUUCUGGAGAGCACUUCGAUCGUUUGAGAAGGAGGAUAAGGCGAAAUUCCUGCAAUUUGUUACCGGAACAUCGAAGGUGCCACUGCAAGGAUUCGCUUCACUGGAAGGCAUGAACGGAGUACAAAAGUUUAGUAUUCACAUGGAUAGCCGUGGUGGAGACAGACUUCCAGCUGCUCAUACUUGCUUCAAUCAACUGGAUUUACCGCAAUACGAGUCAUACGAAAAGCUACGUCAAUCACUUCUCUUGGCAAUUCGUGAAUGCACAGAAGGCUUUGGAUUCGCCUAAAUCUCCCUCUGUAUACACCAAUUCUGGAAUAAUUAUUCCCGAUAUUUUUUAUUUUUUUUUUUUCGUUUCUUAAAGCUUCUCUUAUUUUCCCUGAUACGUGGUCCCCGUUAACAUUAUGCACUUUAAAAACAGACUUUUUGGUCUCUCUCUCUCUCUCUCUCUAUGUUUAUUUUUUAACGUUUGUUUUAUUGUCCAUAAUAUUCAAAUUCCCCUCAUAUUAUUUCCCGUCCUCCUCCCAACCAAUCCCGGCUUGAUUUCUGAGCUUUUUAGCCUUCCCCCGAUCAUAUACUAUUCAUUUUUCAAUUGUCUCCUGACCUCCCCCAUCCGCCCAAUUUAUUAUUGUGUAUCCCCGUUUAUGUGUGUGUGUGGUUUCAAGUUUUAUUGUGAACUAUUUUUUCUCAAAAGUUUCGCCAAGAAAAUCCACCUCCUAUACAACAGUUUCUUUUGUUUUAUUUUAGAAAAAACGAAAUUCCAAUCAGA